UUUCCCACGAAACGCAGUGGGAGUCCAGCAGUUGCUGGUUGCUGGUGUAGUGCGCAUCGCAGCUGUUUGCGUUUGUUGUGGAUUUCAGUUGUGGCAGUCUUUGUCCGUGUGAACCUGAUGUAGACUCCUAUAUCAGGGGUACAGUUUUCAAAUUUACUGUGUAAAGCCUCGUGAUAACGAGAGGAGAACUCUGAAAUAUCUCCAAAUUGACCCAGAAACUGAGAGGCUCUAAGCCUUCAAGAAUUUUACCAGUUGUGGAAAACACAUUAGUUUUCUUUCUGGAACUUCGUAAACGUAUUUAAAAUGGCCCAGCAGCCUACCAGUAGUGCCCUUCGAGCCCUUGCUUUGGAAUACAAAAGCCUCCAAGAGGAACCCGUCGAAGGCUUUCGUGUGAAGCUCGUAAAUGAAGACAACCUUUUUGAGUGGGAAGUUGCAAUUUUUGGGCCGCCAGACACACUUUAUCAAGGCGGUUAUUUCAAGAGAAUGAAUUUGAAUGACUGGCUUGCUUGGUCAUCGGAUCCGAGAUUCCAAAUAAUCCACGCCUUCCCCAGAACUCGUGUGCCUUCAUUUCGCUUUGACUUGGACCGGACUGAGAACGCGAAAACGCACUCGGAAUCGCAUUUUCGCAAUCGAUCUCUCGCGCUUUUUUCCAUCUCGCUGCGAUUGGCCUCGCUAGAAUUUCUGGAAAAUGCUGUUGCUAUUGCUGCUGCUUCUACCGCUACCGCCACAAAUACCAUCGCCGCCGCCACCACCAUCGCCGCCAGCACCACCACCAUCAUCGCCGCCGCCGCCGCCACCGCCACCACCACCACCACCACCACCACCACCACCACCACCACCACCACUACCUUCGCCACGCGGUUCACCACGCUUCGAAAACCAAGUGGUGAUGCGGCGUGCCGCUUGCGUCAUGCCCCGCCUGGGUUGCAUGCACGCGCCGUCGCCUAUCACGCCGUUUUAUCGUCUGCGAAAAGGAACUUAUCAGUUUUGCUUUUUUAUCGACGCCGCGGAAAAGCCGCAGCCCAUGAGUUGGUUUCUUCGUAG
This is a messenger RNA of Gryllus bimaculatus (two-spotted cricket), 1044 nucleotides long. Lineage: Eukaryota; Metazoa; Arthropoda; Insecta; Orthoptera; Gryllidae. The record is from the annotation of a GenBank genome assembly.